Messenger RNA from Anarrhichthys ocellatus (wolf-eel), 1865 nucleotides. It is a transcript of the gene olfml1, whose product is annotated as olfactomedin-like 1. The record is from RefSeq and is a predicted model, not a curated record. Bases 385 to 1602 code for a protein of 405 amino acids. Gene Ontology annotation, biological process: signal transduction. Lineage: Eukaryota; Metazoa; Chordata; Actinopteri; Perciformes; Anarhichadidae. The transcript is spliced from 8 exons.
GAGAGAGAGAGAGGGGCUGGGAGGGACUGUGCGAGGGUGAGGUUCACUUGGAUCCAAACCCACCUAGAGAAGCAAGACAGAAAACUCUGCGGCUGAAACUCUUGAACGCAAACUGGAGACAGCAGACUUAAAGGACCAUUGGGGAUUUCUUUCAACACGACAAAGAUUAUUUUAAACUGUGACUGAACACAAAUUGAUCUUUUUGGGGGUUUAUUUUCAGUGUGGAGGAAUGUUUCAGUGAGUUGUUCUCUGCACGAGUGCUUAAAGAAAAUACAGGAAACAGUCUCUUUGUCGUUGACAAGACUUUUCAUACGCAGAAAUAGUGGAGUUCUCACAGCAGCAGCUGCAGUUUUAGCUUGUGACUUGUCGACAGCAGUGCUCGCGAUGUCAGGCAGACUGGUUCUUGUCCUUCUCCUGUGUCUCUAUCUGACUGUUGGUUCAGUCCAGGGCCAGGGCUCGUCCCAGGAUGCCUUUAUAAUCCAGUACCUGGAGAGGAGACUGUCUCAGAUGGAGGAGCGUCUGAAUCAAUGUGAGCAAAAGACAGUGAGCGUCACCCAGAAGACCUAUGACCUCUCCUCUGAAAUCAGGGGUUAUCUGUCCACUCUCAGUGUUCUGAGAUCAGAGGUCAGGAACCAGGUGGACAGCGUGUCUGUGCGUGUCGAGCGGGUGGAGAGGGAGUUGGAAUAUCUUGAAAACAAGAUUCCACCCCAGACCGACAUCGAGAUUGAAGAGGCGCUGCUGGAGCAACAGAUACAGGCUGCUGAGCUGGACCAGCUGCAAAAGAAAGCCAAGAUCAAAGUGGAGAAUGACUGCAGAACGGCGCUGAGUCAAAUCAAGUCCCUCAAGAUUGUGAAGAAGGCAGGAGAUACCUACGGUUCCUGGUUCAAGGACCCCACCGAAGGAUCAGCUAAGGUCUACCUGCUCAGUGGAAUUCGUAACAACACUGUGCUGGAGUACGUCUCUCUGCACAGUUUCACAGACAGGACCACCACAUCACCAGUUAAGGUGGUGCAGCUGCCUUCCGACUGGCAGGGGACAGGUCAAGUGGUCUACAACGGAUUCCUCUACUACCACAAGGCAGACACUCCCAACCAGAUCCUGAAGGUAGACCUAUUGAAUGGUACCAUAGUGGACAGUACACUGCUACCAGGAGCGGGUCGUCUACCAGUCUACAGUCUGAACCCCAACACCUACCUGGACCUGGCUGUGGAUGAACUCGGCCUCUGGGUCAUCCAUGCCGACCCUGAGUAUGGAGGAAACCUGGUCAUCACCAAACUGGAUAAAGCAAGUCUGGCAGUAGAGUACACCUGGGAUACUCAGUGUAGAAGCCGUGAUGCUGAAGGAGCCUUCCUGAUAUGCGGGACCCUCUACGUGGUCUACAACACACGCUAUGGAGGUCGCUCGACCAUACAGUGUCUCUACGACAUCCAUGACACCAUCCACAGUGAGGAGAGUCCCGUGAUGUUCUUCCCGAAGCGCUACACCAGCCACAGCAGCAUCCACUACCACCCCGUAGAGAAACAGCUGUAUGCCUGGGACGACGGCUACCAGACGAUAUACAAAGUGGAGACGCGUAGAAAUGACCAAGUCACUGCAGAGUGACGAUGCUCUACAGUGUUUACCCUUUCAUAAACUUGUGCUAUCACCAGAAUAAUGCACUAACUAUCAUCAAUAAAAGCAUACUUUUGAUGAGUAUCUUGUAAUCUACUGUUGUUCAGUAUAGUGAUCAUUUGCUGGCAAUGGAUGCUAUACCUUCAUCACUAUUAGUGCUUCUAGACAUAAAGAUCAUGUCCAACCAAAGGCAUUUUAUACAUCUUGUUGGCAUUUUUUACUUUGUAUCACCGUAAUAAAGAACAUUGAAGUGU